AAGCGGAAGUAAGACUGCUAUUUCCGUUAGUACGCCAUAGUUAUUUGACUGGUGGUAUAACGCUGUCCAGAUCACCGCUGUUCUGGUCAAAAAGGCCAAAUAGCGAAAGCAUGUUGCGACUGCCGUCCGUCGGCCGAGCGCUGGCUGGAGCUGCCAAGAGCAGCCUGGCUCCUUCCAACACUGUGCGUACCUCAGUGCGUGCUGCCAGCAACAUGGUGGAAGUGUUUGUGGAUGGGAAACCGCUGGAGGUGGAGCCUGGAACUACUGUGCUUCAGGCCUGUGAGAAGGCUGGAAUCCAGAUCCCAAGGUUUUGUUACCAUGAGCGCCUCUCGGUGGCGGGAAACUGUCGUAUGUGUCUGGUUGAGAUUGAGAAAGCUCCGAAGCCGGUGGCGGCCUGUGCUAUGCCUGUCAUGAAGGGGUGGAACAUCCUCACCAACUCAGAGAAGACACGCAAAGCCAGAGAGGGAGUGAUGGAGUUCCUGCUGGCCAACCACCCACUGGACUGCCCCAUCUGUGAUCAGGGAGGAGAGUGUGACCUGCAGGAUCAGUCCAUGCAGUUUGGUACAGACCGCAGUCGUUUCACAGAGGGGAAAAGAGCAGUCGAGGACAAGAACAUCGGGCCGCUCAUCAAAACCAUCAUGACCCGCUGCAUCCAGUGCACGCGCUGUGUCCGUUUUGCCAGUGAGAUUGCUGGUGUUGAAGACCUGGGAACAACAGGAAGAGGAAACAACCUGCAGAUCGGGACCUACGUGGAGAAGAUGUUCAUGUCGGAGCUUUCAGGCAACGUUAUCGAUGUGUGCCCUGUGGGAGCCCUGACCUCCAAACCCUAUGCUUUCACCGCUCGACCAUGGGAGACCAGGAAAACAGAGUCCAUUGAUGUGUUGGAUGCUGUGGGCAGUAACAUUGUGGUGAGCACAAGAGGUGGCGAGGUGAUGCGGGUGAUGCCCAGGCUAAACGAAGACGUCAACGAAGAAUGGAUCUCUGACAAGACCAGGUUUGCAUAUGAUGGUCUGAAGAGGCAGAGGUUGACCCAGCCAAUGGUAAAGGAUGCUUCAGGUCAGCUGACCCCGACCACCUGGGAGGAUGCUCUCACUCGAGUUGCCGGAGCACUGCAGAGUGUGCAGGGCAAUGAGGUAGCGGCUAUUGCAGGAGGGAUGGCUGACGCUGAAGCUCUGGUCUCCCUCAAAGACCUCCUGAACAGACUCGGGUCAGAACACCUCUGCACCGAGGAGCUCUUCCCUAUGGCGGGCGCGGGAACUGACCUACGCUCCAACUACCUGUUGAACUCUCGCAUCGCCGGCAUCGAGGAGUGUGACCUGGUGCUGCUUGUAGGAACCAACCCGCGCUACGAAGCCCCACUCUUCAACGCCAGAAUUCGCAAGAGCUGGCUCCACAAUGAGCUGCGUGUUGCCAUGGUGGGUCACCAGGUUGAUCUGAGCUACUCUUACGACCACCUGGGAGAGGAAACAUCAGUGCUGAAGGAGCUGGCUAAUGGCACGCACCCCUUCUGCCAGGUCCUUUCAGCUGCCAAGCGUCCUGUAGUGGUCGUGGGCAGCAGCACUCUGCAGAGAGAAGACGGAGCUGCCAUUUUGAGCGCCGUCUCUACCAUCGCUCAGAACGCCAGAACCACUAGUGGAGUGGUGGAGGGAUGGAAAGUCCUAAACGUCCUGCAUAGAGUGGCCAGUCAGGUGGCUGCGUUGGACCUGGGCUACAAGGCCGGUGUGGAGGCCAUCAGGGACAAUCCACCUAAAGUCCUGCUCCUGCUGGGAGCCGAUGGAGGCUGCAUCACCAGAGCCGACCUGCCUAAAGAAAGCCUCAUUAUCUACCAGGGUCACCAUGGCGACAUAGGAGCACCGAUGGCAGACAUCAUCCUGCCAAGUGCCGCAUUCACGGAGAAAAAUGCCACCUACGUCAACACUGAAGGUAGGAGCCAACACACUCGGGUAGCAGUCACCGCUCCAGGAAUGGCCCGAGAGGACUGGAAGAUCAUCAGAGCUGUAUCUGAACUGGUCGGUGUGACGCUGCCCUACGACUCUCUGGAAGAGGUCCGAUCCAGGCUAGCCGAGGUCUCUCCUAAUCUGGUCCGUUACGACGAUGUAGAGGAGGCCAACUACUUCAAACAGGCUAAUGAACUUGCUGAGGCUGUGAACCAGGACCUCUUAGCAGCUCCUCUUGUACCACCUCAGCUUUCAGUAGGGGACUUCUACAUGACAGACUCCAUCAGCAGGGCUUCCCAGACGAUGGCCAAAUGCGUAAAAGCCGUGACAGAAGGAGCGGCCGCCGUCGAUGAGCCCUCAGUUUGCUAGAGCAACUCUUAACCCUCACACACAGUCUCUCUGCCAAAACACACACUUCUCUGAUGGAACAGACUGUCGCUCUUUAAAUUAAAGUUGUCCUUGAUGCUUGUUGUAUACAGUUAAAUCGUUUUCUCUGCGGAGAAGGCUCUUUGUUGAAUAAGUCUGAGAAAUAUAAAUAAAAUCUUACUCUUGA
This is a messenger RNA of Acanthopagrus latus (yellowfin seabream), 2490 nucleotides long. RefSeq names its product NADH-ubiquinone oxidoreductase 75 kDa subunit, mitochondrial-like. Gene Ontology annotation, molecular function: NADH dehydrogenase (ubiquinone) activity; iron-sulfur cluster binding. Gene Ontology annotation, cellular component: membrane. The transcript is spliced from 19 exons. The coding region runs from base 111 to 2306 and encodes 731 amino acids. Lineage: Eukaryota; Metazoa; Chordata; Actinopteri; Spariformes; Sparidae. The record is from RefSeq and is a predicted model, not a curated record. Gene Ontology annotation, biological process: ATP synthesis coupled electron transport.